Adineta ricciae is the source of this 3042-nucleotide messenger RNA. NCBI's taxonomy places the organism in Eukaryota, Metazoa, Rotifera, Eurotatoria, Adinetida, Adinetidae. The record is from the annotation of a GenBank genome assembly.
AUGAUAGUUAAAAGUAUACUAUCAUCUCAUCAAUUCAUCGCUGUGUAUACACAUACAUGUAGAGAUGUGAAUGUAUACAUUCGUCUGCCGUUCAUCAUUUCUCCUCAUUUGAUCAUUGUUCAUUUUUCUUCUCGUCUGAUCGUUCUGUGUGAGACGCACGGAUUGAAAAUGGAAGUGACUUCGACAUUAUCAAAAACGUUUAAAAAGUUUACUAUACCUCGAAGUACAUCUUCUAUGGGUUCGUUCACAACAGCGAAUGGCACAGCAACGAAUGUCGAACAAAGAUUUGAAGAAUUAACAACAAGUCAAACAAUACCACCGCCACCAGCACCAUUUAAUGGUCAUUCAUCAUCGCAUCAUAAGCAUCCCCCGUUAUCUUACGUUCAACAUAUGCGACCAGUUCAGCAUCAUUCACAACAAAAUUUAUCUUUAUCUCUGCAACAACAAGAGCAAGAAUUACAACAACAGCAGCAACCACAAUAUCGCUUACCAACUCGCCCAGUCAGUAGUGAUAUCUCUUCCUUUAUUGUACGUUCAGCAACAACAGAUUUUCAUCCAUCGAACGAAUACUCCCCACAAGAAAGCAAAAUGAAUCAUUCGAUUUCAAAAUCAUCUUUUUAUAAGUCAUCGAUACAACGUGAUAUGAGUUACGAUAAUAUCAAAAGCUUAACCUUCGAUGAUAACACGAAAUCAAAAUCUCAGCCAAAUCCUCCUAAUCGCUCUUCAAUAAAAUCUAUAUUGACGAAAAAAUUUCAUCCUUCAAAUACGAAUGAAUCAAUCAGUCAGCCCACUAAAACAGAUAUUAAACCUAAGAAGCGCCGCACAUCUUUCCGUCAUCUUUCACAAUUUCUUAAACGCAGUCAUAGUACAAAUACAGAUUUAUCCACAAUCGCAAGCAAUCAUACAUCUAACGAUCAUGAUCAAGACCAGCAACAACAACAACAACAACAAAUACAAAACAAGCUGACAGCCGAUUUAAUCUACCAACGUUUACAUACUAAACAAAUCGAUGAUCAUGAUUCUUCUUUCCUGACACGUUCAAACACAAGUAUUAUGUGUAAUGGUAGUGGUACUGCGCUAGUACCAAUAUCUGAAGAAGAAAAUCCAAUUCCAGUUAAACAAUCAAAUCGAUUGAAAGCAACUCAGAUUGAUGAUGAAGAUUAUUAUUACGAUAACACAACUCGAUCUGAUAGUGGUGUGUUAACACAUCAACAAACACAGAGAAUUGCACCUAGUCUUAGUUUAUCUUCAUCAUCAUCAUAUAUCUCAGCUCAUACAUCAUCUCCGUCGGGUGUGUCAUCAUCGUCGAAUAAAAACCGAAAUGUUGUUAUCAAUAGUAAUCAAUAUUAUCAUCGAGAUGAUUUCGUCAAACCGUCCAAAUCUCCAACAUCAAUAACAUCUAACAUUGGCACAGCAUUAUCUGUGCUCGCUAAUAAUAAUACUAAUAAACAUCAUUUGACCAAUUCGAUUAGUUUACAUGCCGAUGUUCAUAGUUUAAUUAAAGCUCAAAAGAAUGACCUGCAUUUAUCGGCAUCUGCAUUAAACGAUGUGGAGUUAUCGUCAUCAUCGACGAAUAGCAAAGAUCAAACUGUUGUUCCAUCGACUGUACCAUUUCCAACAACUGACCUAGACAAUUCAACUCAACAGGCGACUAAAGUCAAAAUGCGUGAACACAGUUCGAAGAAACGCAAAACUCUGCGCGAUCUCAAGUCGCGCAUAUCGUUACCGCCUGAGUUAAAAAAUAGCUUUUCCUUUACAAAACAAACGCCAACGACUAAUCAUAAUAAUAACAAUAACAGUCUCCAUCAACCAUCUGGCAAUAGUCUCAUUAAUAAAUUGAAAUUCAGCCAACAGCAGCAACGUUCGUCGUAUUAUCAAACGAACUCUUUAUCAACUCAAACGCUUAACAAUGUUCUACAUCAAUCGAAUUCUUCGUUAUUACGUCUUUCACCCUCACAGUUGAAUACGAGUAUCAACGGUCAAUUGAGUCGAAAUGAACAACGUCUUUCCAUGCUUGAUCUUGGUUUUGGAAAGAUCGAAUCUUACGUGAAAUUAGAAAAAUUAGGGGAAGGUACAUAUGCGACAGUUUACAAAGGCAAAUCUCAUUUACUGAAUGGUUAUAUUGCAUUAAAAGAAAUUCGACUGGAACAAGAGGAAGGUGCUCCAUGUACAGCGUUACGAGAAGUGAGCUUAUUAAAAGGACUGAAACAUAAUAAUAUCGUUAGCUUACAUGAUAUUAUCUUUAAUCAAACGACAUUAACACUUGUGUUUGAAUUCGUGGAGAAAGAUUUGAAACAAUAUAUGGACGAUUGCGCAAAUAUUCUUAAUAUAAAAAAUGUUCGCUUGUUUUUAUUUCAACUCCUGCGUGGUUUGGAUUAUUGCCAUUCGAAGAAGAUUCUUCAUCGAGAUCUCAAACCACAAAACCUCUUGAUUAACGAACGUGGUGAAUUGAAACUGGCUGAUUUCGGUCUAGCACGUAUAAAGUCUUUUCCAACGAAAACCUAUUCUCAUGAAGUUGUUACAUUAUGGUAUCGACCACCCGAUGUUCUAUUGGGCAGUACUGAGUAUUCAACGCCAAUCGAUAUUUGGGCUGUCGGCUGCAUUUUCUAUGAAAUGGCGUGUGGUCGACCAUUAUUUGCCGGUACAAAAGUCGAUGAAGAGUUAUAUCUGAUCUUCAAAUGUCUUGGUACACCAACUGAACAAACCUUACCCGGUGUAACAGCAAAUCCUGAUUUUCAAGCAUUGAGAUUACCAUACUAUCAAGGUGAAUCAUUAAACCAUCUCGCGCCACGUCUGGACCAAACAGGAAUUGAUCUCUUGGAGAAGUUCUUACGUUUUAAUCCGCAUUCUCGAAUAUCUGCUCAUGACGCUAUGCUGCAUAAGUUUUUCGCUUGCUAUCCACCAGCUAUACAUACUCUAGGACCAUUACAAUCAGUGCUGGAUCUGAAUGAGAUUGUUUUAACAAAAGAUCAUGGUUCAAAGCUCAUUACAGCGUCGCUCAUGAAAACGGCCAUUUCGAAACGAUCGAGUGUCCAUCUGUGA